GUGAAUGCUGCGCGAGCCCCUCCACACUUGCUCCGUGCAGCCCGGGCUAAUCCAGCCUUCUCCCCAUCCCGUGGUGGGCGCAGCUCCUCCAUUCCUUCUGCAUCCGAUAUCUGCAUUUCUGAAUCCGUCUUCUCGCGCGGUCGCAGCAACGCGCGACCCCUCUGUCGCAAAAUGGGGAAGCUCAUCCGACUCGAGCUUUUUAACUUCAAAUCUUACAAGGGUCACCACACCCUCCUCUUCGGCGAUGCGUACUUCACAUCCAUCAUCGGGCCCAACGGGUCCGGCAAAUCGAACUCGAUGGAUGCGAUUUCGUUCGUUCUCGGUAUCAAAUCAUCCCAUCUGCGAUCUACGAACCUCCGCGACCUAGUCUACCGCGGUCGUGUCCUGCGGACAUCCAAGGUGGAUGCGAACGGCAAUGCCAUCGACGGAGCUGCGGACGGGGAGGAACAGCCCGAAGACGAGAUCGACGGCGAACAGUCCCAGGACCCAACCGGAUCGAAUGACCCCCGGACCGCAUGGGUCAUGGCGGUGUACGAGGACGAUGCGGGCGAGGAACAGCAAUGGCGGCGAUCGAUCACCAGCGGGGGUGUCAGCGAGUACCGCAUCAAUAACCGCGCGGUCACCGCGCAGCAGUACAACGAGGCGCUCGAGGCUGAGAACAUCCUGAUCAAAGCGCGCAACUUCCUCGUCUUCCAGGGUGACGUCGAGGCGAUCGCAUCGCAGUCCCCCAAGGACCUGACGCGGUUGAUCGAGCAGAUCUCGGGCAGCUUGGAGUACAAGGCUGAGUAUGAACGUUUGAAAGCCGAGGCUGAGGAGGCUGCGGAAUCACAGACCGUGCAGCUGAACCGCCGCCGCGGGAUCAACUCGGAGAUCAAACAGUACCAGGAACAGAAGCGGGAAGCAGAGAACUACGCCAGAAAGGCCGAGGAACGCGAUCAAGCGAUCAUCACGCAUAUUCUGUGGAAGCUCUUCCAUUUCCAGCGCCUGAUCGACGCAUCCAGUGCGGAUAUCUUGAAGUACCAGGAUGAGCUGAAGGAGUUCCGCCGCGGUGUUGAGAAGUACGAGAAGAACGUCGAGGACGCGAAGAAGAGCCACGCCAUGGUCGGUCGGGAUGUCGCCAAGGCGGAGAGGAACAUUGUCAAGAAAGAGAAGGACAUUGAAGGGGCGGCCAACGCCCUCGUCCCCGUUGAUGAGAAGGUCGAUAUCACCAGGAAGAAGGUCGAACGCUUUGCUUCUCGUAUCGCAGAAAUUACGCGCGAAAAAGACACUCAAUCGGCGAAUGUGAAACAGCUGGAGAAGGAUCUCAAGGUUGUCGAGAAGGCGCGGGCACAGUGGGAGGCAGAAUGGCAGAAGACGAUGAGCAAGCAGGGCGGCCAGCUGAGUGAGGCUGACUUGCACGAGUACGAAAAGCUCAAGGAAGAGGUCAGUAAGAGAUCGUCUGCUGAGCAACUGAACCUCGACAACCUGCGCCGUCAGCGGAAGACCGAAGCCGAAGCCCUGAACAGCCUCAAGAGCAAAUUCGAAGGAGCCGAUUGGCAAUUCAAGACCUUGGAAUCUGAGACGCAGACCUUGGCCCAACGCAAAACUGCCCUCAACGAUACAGUCAAGACAACUUCCAAGGAGAUUGACCGCAAGAAGAAGGAACUCAAUGCUGUGACUUCUGAACGCCUGCGUGUAUCUCGGAUGCGAACGGAAUUGGAAGAAAAGUUGCAGGUCGUCCUGAAGAAACUGCUUGACGCGGAUGAUGGGAGGAAGCAGUCUGAGAGAGAGAUCAGAGCCAAGGAACUGAUUUCGACCCUCAAGCGCAUUUUCCCGGGAGUCAAGGGCCGCGUCAGUGACCUUUGCAAGCCCAAGCAGAAGAAGUACUCCGAGGCAGUUAGCACUGUCCUGGGUCGGCACUUUGACGCGAUUGUUGUUGACAAUGAGAAGACAGCGAAGGAGUGCAUUCAGCACCUCCGCGACCAAAGAGCCGGCCAGGCCACCUUUAUCCCACUCGAGACAAUCCAGGUCAAGGCCUUUAACUCGAACCUCAAGGGCCUCCACCGCGGAAUGCGUCCAGCUAUCGAGACCGUCGACUAUGAUGACUCGGUUGCCAGAGCUAUCAGCUACGCAUGCGGGAAUGCGAUCGUGUGCGAUGAUUUGGCGACCGCCAAAUAUCUUUGCUAUGAGAGGAACGUGGAUGCCAAGGCCGUCACGCUCGAUGGCACUGUAAUUCACAAGGGCGGUUUGAUGACCGGUGGUAAAGGGCCUCAGCAGCACUCCAAGCGCUGGGAGGACUCUGAGGUGGAGAAUCUGUACAAGCUCAAAGACAAGCUGUUGGCUGAUCUUGCCAACCUACCCAAGGGCCAUCGCCGCGGCACCGAAGAGGAGACGCUACAAGGUGACUUGGUUGGCCUGGAGCAACGUCUUGCCUACGCUCGGGACGAGCUCAAAGCACUCGAGAGAAACCUCGAGAGCAAACACAGCGAACUAGAAUUCGUCAGAAGUCAGCUCGAAGAAAUGCGACCGAAGCUGUCUGAGCGCGAGGAUUCACUACAAGAACUCGACGAGACUAUUGCAGCAUCUCAACAGAAGGUCAGCAGCGUAGAGGAUGAAGUGUACAAAAAGUUCUGCAAACGUUUGGGCUAUGCCAACAUCCGCGAGUACGAAGUUCAGCAGGGAUCAUUACAGGAGGAGGCAGCUCAAAAGAAGCUCGAGUUCACGACACAGAAAAGCAGGAUUGAGAACCAGCUAAGCUUUGAGCGGCAGCGACUGCAGGCUACGAUCGACCGCGUUGCUAGCCUUCAGGCACAGCAUCAACGUGACGAGGAGUUAAUCCAGGAGCUUCAGGCCGAACAGGAGCGCAUCAAAAACCAAAUGGAUGAGUACAAUGCUGAACUUGACGUUCUUCGAGAACGGCUUGAGGAGCAGAAGGAGGCAUAUACUCAAUCAGCGGAGAACCUGACACAUCACCGUAGGGAGCUCCAGAAGCGCACCAGAGAAGUUGAGGGCACUUUGAAGAACGUCAAUGCCCUUGAGGCAGAGAUACAACGCAAUUCGUCCAGUCGAUACGCUCUUCUCCGGCGUUGUAAGCUGGAAGAUAUCGACAUCCCGUUGACAGAAGACUCCAAUCCCCUGGAUCAGCUUCCCAUUGAUGAUUUGAUGCAAGCAGCGGAUCCAGACGCCAUGGACGUGGAUGAGGAUGCGAACGGGGUUGGAGACGCCUUUACCGUUCAGGACUACGGCAUCGAGGUUGACUUCGACUCUCUUGGAGACACCCUCAAAGAGGAGGAUGACGAGAAGCUCGAAGAAGAACUGCUCGAGAAAGUCCGGUCUCUCAACAGCGAGCUGGACAAGAUGGCACCUAAUACACGCGCCAUGGAGCGGUUAGAGAGCGUGGAGAACAAGCUUCGAGCCACGGAGAAGGACUUUGAAGAUGCCCGGAAGCGUGCUCGGAAGGCGAAGGACGAGUUUGAAGACGUGAUGCGCCAGCGGUCAGACCUCUUCAACAAGGCCUUCUCUCACAUCUCCGAGCAAAUUGGUCCGAUUUACCGCGAAUUGACGAAGAGCGCAAACUACCCACUGGGCGGCCAAGCUUACCUGGACAUCGAAGACUCGGACGAGCCCUACCUCGACGGUAUCAAGUACCACGCCAUGCCUCCGCUGAAGCGUUUCCGGGACAUGGAACAUCUGUCCGGUGGAGAGAAGACCAUGGCCGCUUUGGCUCUGUUAUUUGCGAUCCACUCCUACCAACCGUCUCCCUUCUUCGUGCUGGACGAAGUCGAUGCCGCCCUCGACAACACCAACGUUGCUCGCAUUGCCAACUACAUCCACGACCACGCUGCUCCGGGCAUGCAGUUUAUCGUCAUCAGUCUGAAGAACGGACUGUUCCAAAACAGUGAAGCCCUGGUUGGAAUCUACCGAGAUCAGGUGGAAAACAGCAGUAAAUCUUUGACUCUUGAUCUCCGUAAAUACAACUAAACGAUGAUUCGGAAAGAAUGGGUGGAGUGGACUGGGCUACUUGACUCUGGUGUGAUGCGUAGAAUAUAUCAUUCUCUGGUCUGGUCUUGUUGUUUUUUUCUUCAAUGAGCAAAAUGGUUUUAGCUAUCAUGCAACGGAUUAAUGGGCAUU
Aspergillus aculeatus ATCC 16872 is the source of this 4110-nucleotide messenger RNA. RefSeq names its product cohesin subunit SMC1. Gene Ontology annotation, biological process: sister chromatid cohesion. Gene Ontology annotation, cellular component: cohesin complex; chromosome; nucleus. Bases 172 to 3960 code for a protein of 1262 amino acids. NCBI's taxonomy places the organism in Eukaryota, Fungi, Ascomycota, Eurotiomycetes, Eurotiales, Aspergillaceae. The record is from RefSeq and is a predicted model, not a curated record. Gene Ontology annotation, molecular function: ATP binding; ATP hydrolysis activity; DNA binding. The transcript is spliced from 6 exons.